GAAAAACAUAGUUCGAAAGGAGCGCCAUCACUUAAUAAAGCAUUAUGUCUGUUUGGACUUUGUGAGGUGUCAUUGGGCAAAUCGUUUCUUCAUCGCCAUGUACACACUUGCAACAUGCCUCUUGUUUCUCACCGGAGCCGUGUCGUAUCAGCAUUGGACAGCGCAAUUACGUCUCCAUCCUCAGACUUGUGGUCACGGUACGAUAUUUGUCCCAGACCUGGUGGAGCAGUGUGGAUUCCGCUUGUUGAGGGGCCUGGGAAGACUAUAUAAGACAAUGGAACCGAAGGAUGCGGACACGAACAUCGACAUCGUAAAAAACGGGACUGACGCGUGCAUAAAAGGUUUUUUUGAAUGCACAGACAUCGACUCGUUCCUUAGCCUCCGACCUUGCCUUCGUGAUGUGGAAGAAAAACUUACUUCCCCUGACAUGAAAGAUCUGUUUGCCUCUUUCACGGAUUGCAUGGGUAUAUUCUCAAUGGCAACGGACAGCCACUACCUCCUUUAAGGAUACCUAAGAACGUCGUACAGCUGCUGUCGUGCCUUGAGAACACCAUAUUCAUGCACAAUAAAUGUUUACGAUCGGCA
Messenger RNA from Ornithodoros turicata, 585 nucleotides. RefSeq lists its product as uncharacterized. NCBI's taxonomy places the organism in Eukaryota, Metazoa, Arthropoda, Arachnida, Ixodida, Argasidae. The record is from RefSeq and is a predicted model, not a curated record. Bases 98 to 505 code for a protein of 135 amino acids. The transcript is spliced from 7 exons.